Rotaria sordida is the source of this 537-nucleotide messenger RNA. The record is from the annotation of a GenBank genome assembly. NCBI's taxonomy places the organism in Eukaryota, Metazoa, Rotifera, Eurotatoria, Philodinida, Philodinidae.
AUGGAUAAGGAAUAUUUUCGUUUCUAUAUUACAGUGCGUACUGCACUUCAUAUUGAACCAAUAGCUAUUCAUAAUGAAUUACAUACUGUCUUUGGUGAUGAAGCUCCUCCUCUCAGGACUGCUCAAAGAUGGUCAAAAUGGUUUCAUGACGGCCGAGAAGAAGUUGAAGAUGAAGAAAGACCUGGAAGACCUAUAACGGAGACAAUAUCUGAAAAUAUUAGACAAGUUCGCGAUCUUAUUAAUGAUAAUCCUUAUGUUACAGUUGACGAACUCGAAGCACAAAGUGGUCUAAGCCAUGGCACCGUCCAACGAAUUAUUUCUGAUCAUUUGCAGUUGAAAAAAGUUACUGUACUUUAUGUUCCCAAACAUCUGACGAACUUUCAAAAGGCUGAACGAGUACGAAUAUGUCAAGAAAACUUGUUAAAAUUUGAACAAGGUGUUCGGAGAUUAUGCGAUGUAGUAACAGAUGAUGAAUCAUGGUUUUAUCACAAGCAAAUCGGUCGAAAAUCGUCGAAUGCUGCUUGGAUAGCACGUUGA